Messenger RNA from Cokeromyces recurvatus, 993 nucleotides. RefSeq names its product glycosyl-transferase for dystroglycan-domain-containing protein. Bases 1 to 993 code for a protein of 330 amino acids. The record is from RefSeq and is a predicted model, not a curated record. Gene Ontology annotation, molecular function: glucuronosyltransferase activity; xylosyltransferase activity. Gene Ontology annotation, biological process: protein O-linked glycosylation via mannose. NCBI's taxonomy places the organism in Eukaryota, Fungi, Mucoromycota, Mucoromycetes, Mucorales, Mucoraceae. The transcript is spliced from 2 exons.
AUGGGACCUUCUAAAGUGAUUCCUUAUUACUUUAGAGCGACACAUCGAUUUGAACAGGAAGAAAUUACGAUUGCUACUUUAGUUACCCAUAAUCGAUUCCCUGUUCUCAGUCGACUUGCAACCCGUUACAAGGGCCCCAUAUCAGUCGCUAUUCAUAUCAAUGACGAUCAUUCAAAGGGUGGAAUUUUACAAGAUUUACAUAGCAUGUACGAAGAUAAUCCAGAUAUGGGGAAAUAUGUUGAUAUUCAUCUUGUCGUAGACAAAUUCGAUAGACAAUUCAAUAUGUGGAGAAAUGUUGCUAAAUUCUUUGUAAGGACGGAUUAUUUAAUGAUGCUUGAUGUAGACUUUCAUAUUUGUACAGAUUUUAGAGAAUCAAUAAAGAAAAACAGUCAAGUUAUGGAUAUACUUCGCAGUGGUAGAGGAGCUAUUGUCGUUCCUGCCUUUGAAUAUUUAAUAGAAAAAGAUGGUGAAGAUUGGAGAUUAUUUCCAAAAGAUAAAGAAGCCCUUAUGAACAUUGUCUUGACAGAAAAGAUUGAUAUGUUCCAUGUAAAUUGGACAAGAGGUCAUGGAUCUACAGAUUAUAAAAAGUGGUAUCAAUCUUCUAAGCCUUAUAAGGUUAUAGACUAUAAUUAUUCAUAUGAGCCAUAUGUUAUCUAUAAGAAGGAAGGUUCUCCAUGGUGUGAUGAAAGGUUUAUUGGCUAUGGUGCAAAUAAGGCUGCAUGUUUAUAUGAAAUUUAUUUGGCUGGUAUUAAUUAUUGGGUAUUACCUAAUGAUUUUCUAAUUCACCAAACCCAUCAUUAUCCAGAAGAGACAAGAGCUAAAGAGCGCAAAUACAAUAAGAAACUUUAUGAUUAUUUUAGAGAAGAAGUAUGUCUACGUUAUACUCGUUUGAUGAUUUCAGCAGGAUUAUGGGAUACUGACAUUGCAAAUAACUUGAAAAAAGAAUGUACAAAGAUAAAAGGUUUUCGAGAAAUCGUUUCUCGCGUACAAUAG